UCACUUCCGGUGCAGAGGUGACCGCGGAAGUUAAACGUCUAGACGCGAUGCUUUUUGACUCAAACCCAACACGAAGUGUUUAAAGUGCGAUUUCUAAGUACUUGAUAAUGGUAACGUUAUAUCCGCAAUGUGUGAAUGGUCCACUCGCUGAUGUUUACUAGUUGUAGUUUCUUGUGGACAAGCUUAAUAAGCUAACGUUAGUUAGGCAACUGGCGCUUUUGUUGUCAGCGGUAACCUAGCAGCAUCCGAAGCAUCAAACAUCAUGGAAACAUCAGGAUGGCUGUUCAAUGUAACCUGCAGCCUAUAUUCUGCAUCUAGCCUGACGCAUCUUACUGAACGAUGUUAAAUAAGACAUUUCGUUUAACUUAGCUAGCUAACGUUAAUUAAUGAACACGAGUAGCAGUUUGUGCAUUAAUGUUUACGUAAAUUGCCUAAAGCACCUACGUUAACUUAACGCUAUCACAAAUGUAGCUAGGUUAGCUAUUAGCUAGCGAAACAUGUUAAUGUGGCGUUAACGUCAAUAAAUAAAGCUUUGAUGUGCACGGCAAAGUUUAGUUUAGUUAGGUAACGUUAGUUAUCACUGUGCUGUCUGCUCAAUUCCUGGUGAAUACGCUAUGGCCAAGAUGCCCACUGCUCUUGAGUGGGAUAAAAUGACGAAAAUUGACCCAGCAAGCCUCUAUGAUUGUGAAAAAGAGCAAGUGGACGAAGUUUUCAGCAUGUUCGUUUUGACAGAAGAAUGGGAGGUGAAGGAUAAAGCCCCGGAGGACAUUAUGCAAGUCCUCAGAGUGUUUCAGGCCCUGUUGAAGAUCAAGGAUCGGGAUUUUACUGUUGCCGUCAACUUUAUUGAUAAGAUGGGUGUAAAGCAUGCUAAAACUGAAACAGAACUCCUCACCAAGGUGUCGAGGCUGGAGCAAGAGUGUAAGCACUCCGGCACAGGGCCAGACACCCGCUUUCUGAGAGAUGAGAUCCGGCAGCUCGAGACCCAGCUGGAACAGAGGGAGAAGGAGUUGACCCAGUUAAAGAAAGAAAUGGGCAAGGAAAAGAAAAACAAUGAGGAGUUGGUGGUGCGAGCAGAGGAGGCUGAGGAUGAAGUCAAGAAGCUGAAAAGAGAGAUUAAAAAGCUUAAAAAGAAGAAUGAGCAGCUCCAGCAGGAUGUGGACUUCUAUCGUGGAGAGCUGGACCAGAAAGAGCCGGCCCCAUCCAGAGAUGAGAAUGCUGAGACCCAGCGGAAGCUCAACUUGGCCAACCGCCAGCUCUAUCAGUGCUUGGAAGACCUUCAGCAAGCCGAAGAUGAAAACAUACACCUGAAGACACAGAAUGAGCAGAUGCAGAAAAGUCUGGAGGAGUCAGUGAAGGAGAUGGAGAAGAUGACAGAUGAGUACAACAAAAUGAAAAUUGUUGUGCAGCAGACUGACUCUAUUAUGGACCAGCUCAGGAAAGAGAGAGAUCAUGCAAAGCUGCAAGUCAGAGAGUUAACGGAUAAGAUUCAUAGCAUGACUGAAGAGGAUGACCCAAUUAUGGCAGCAGUCAAUGCCAAAGUGGAGGAGUGGAAGAGAGUGCUCUCUGGGAAAGACGAUGAAAUUGUGGUGUACCAGCAGAUGAUCCGUGAUCUGAGGGAAAAGCUGCGUUCAGCCCAGUUGGACUUGGACAAAAGCAACAUUAUUGCCUUGCAGCAGGCCGUCCAAGAGAGAGAUAAUCAAAUUAAGAUGCUGAGUGAACAGGUGGAGCAGUAUACAGGGGAAAUGGAAAAGCACACCCUGCUCAUUGAGGAGCUAAAGACGUCCACAAAUAAAGACCGAGGCCUACCAUCGACCAUACAGCAGAGAAAGAUGGAAGAGCUGAAGUCCAAGCUGGACGCUGCAGAGACCCGAGCAGUGGAAGCAGAACGGAUGGUAAAGCUUGCAGAAACUCAUGCUGAGGAAAAAGACAAAGCACUCAUUGAGGCUUCAAACCGCUUGAGCCAGUACGAGUCUGGCACUUACGGCCUGGAAGCAGCCAUUGCGGAGAUCAAAGAGUGUAAAAUUCAAAUUAGAGUGAGAGAUCGUGAGGCAGAGGCCAUGACCAAAGAGAUCAACCAUCUUGAGAUGAGAAUCAAUGACCUCAUGGACGAAAACGAGGAUUUCCGAGAAAAACUAGGUCUGGAACCAAAGCAGGAAGUGAAUCUGACAGAGUUCAGGCGGGCCAAAGAUCUCAGACAACGCCAGUACAAAGCAGAAAACCAAGUCCUCACCAAAGAGAUUGAACGGCUUGAAGAAGAGAGACUGGAACUAAAGAAACAAAUCAGACGUAUAGUGAAGGAAAGAGGGAUCCCACAGUCAAGCUUGCUGCUGGAGGAAGACAUUGGGCCCAGUAGAACUGUUCAGCUGCCACUCAAACAAAGCAGCACUUACACAGAUGAAAACAUCCAACGCCAAAAUGAGUAUCUAGAAAAAGAACUUAGCAAUAAGGAGAGAGAGCUGGAACUUCACAAGGCCCUGUUUCACAUCAAAUUGGAUGAAUUGUCAAAAGUUAAAAAUGACCUGGAGGCUGCGCUGAAAGAUGUCCUCCGAGCCAUGAGAAUUAAUCAAGAGACCAUUUUAUCUGACGCUGCCCUCAAUAUUCCUAAUCUGGAAAGGUUGGCUAAUGCUAUAGAUGUCAACAACACAAGCGGGCAGUCUGAGUCAGCCCUGCACCUCAAGUCCCAGAUUCAUCAGCUGCUAGGGAGAAAUGAAGAACUGAGGCAGGAAUUGAAAUUGGCCCGGGAGGAAGCAACCAGCAGCUUCAGUCAUCUUUCCAGAGCCAAAGAAAAGGUGAGCCAACUGGAAGGUGAAUUGGAGCUGCUAAAGAAGUCAGGCAGCCGUGGAGUCGUCCUCCGACCUCUGACCCUCCCAGAGGGCCUGGGGCCCAGCAGCACUGAGGUCAUCAGUUCUUUGAAUGAAUACGCUGUUCGACUUCUUCAGGAGCUCAAAAACAAGGAGGAUAAAAUCCAGAAACUCGUAGGAACACUGGAGGAAUACAAAGAGAAGUUUUCUGUUAUUAGCCACCAACAGGGACUCCUCUAUAAAGAAUACAUAAGUGAGAAAGCUGAGUGGCAAAAGAAGAACGAGACAUUUAUACAGAUGAAGAACAAGCUGGAGGAGCAAAAGCAUGUGGAUGAUGUUAAAAUCCAAGAGUUCAAUGAGCUGCUCGACACCCUUCUGAAGGAUCCAGAGGAAAUCAGGAGACAGUUAAGCGAAGCAUUGCGCAAGUUGACGGUGCUGAAGGUUAAUGAGAAGAAACUGACGCGGCGCUACAUCACCUUGCUGGAGCAAGAACAGCACCUCCGCAAGGAGAACAGCAAGCUGAGGGACGAGAGCAGCCACAUGCAGGCCUCCGUCACCCAGAGGAUAGGCUACCUGCAGAGAUACAAGGAAAUGGCUGCAUAUAAGAUAGCAGCACUGCAGAAGGCCUUGGAUGAUAGUGUGCCCUCAUCAGACCUGGAGAGAGCUAACAAACAAUACACAGAGCUCACAGUCAAAUACAGAGACAUGCUACAGAGGGAUAGCCGCCUGAUACAGAGAACCACCAAUCUUGAACAUUUGGAGAGUGAGAAUGAGUCUCUUCGGGAGCAAAUCUCUGCCAUGAAUAAAGAACUGGAGAUCACAAAGGAGAAACUAAAUACUUUAGAGCAAGCAUGGGACAACAGCAAUGCAAUUGGAGGUGAAAAUAGCAUGGACAAGGCUUUGGCCAACAAUGAUAUGGUAUCUGCCGCCAGGCGGAUCACCACUCUCGAGAUGAAGGAGCUGAACGAGAGGCAGAGAGCUGAGCAUGCCCACAAAAUGUAUGAACAAAUGAGGAACUCCCUCAGGCAGGUGGAAGAGCGUAACUUAGAACUGGAGUCCAAGUUUGCAGAGUUGACCAAGAUGAAUGUAGAGGCCCAGAGGGUGGAGCGGGAGCUGAGAGAUGAGUUGGCAGACAGCAUCAGCAAAACUGUGAGCGACGCUGACAGAGCCAGGAUUGCAGAGUUGGAGAAGGCCGAGGCUGAGCUUCGCAUCGAGGUUUCUAAGCUUCAAGAGGUGUCUGAUGUGGCCAUGAUGCAGGUGUCUGCUCUACAGACCAGACAACAGUCCAAAGACAAGGAAGUAGAAGCUUUGAGAAGACAAAUACUGGACUACCAGUCACAGUCAGAUGAGAAGGCCCUCAUUGCAAAGCUCCACCAGCACAUAGUGGCUCUGCAGCUCAGUGAGUCAUCUGCUUUGGCCAAGCUGGAGGCUGCCAUCUCUCACAUCCAACAGCUGGAGGCCUACAAGCUGCGUGCCGAACAGCGGCUGGAUGCCAGUGAGCGCACUCUGUUCCUCGCCCGCCAGGAGGGCAGCAAUCGCUCCAUGCACCUACGGCAGACCAUCCAGUCACUGCGUAGGCAGUUUGCCGGAGCUCUCCCUCUUUCCCAGCAGGAAAAGUUCUCUGUGACCUUGGUGAACCUCCAGGAGGACAGAGCAAAAUCCCAGAAGGAGAAGAGGAACGCGGAGGAGGCAAGGAGGAGAGCAGAGGGCAGGGCGGAAGAAGUGGAACUGAGACUUAGAGCCUUGGAGGAGCUCAUCUCAACACUGAAGGAUGUGAAAGGGGCCCAGAAGAUAACUGAGUGGCAUAAGAAGAUUGAAGAAGCUCGUCUGCAGGAGCUGAGGAAAGGCAGGGAGCUGGUGGUUCAGAAGGAGGAGAUCAGGUAUCUGAAGAACCUGGUGGAAGAGCAGGAGCGAACAAUCUGCUCACUGGAAGAAGAUAUUGUGGAGCAAAACAGGCUUCAAGAAGAACGCCAACUUGCAUGGGAUCAGCGAGAGGUGGAGCUGGAACGCCAACUGGACCAGUACGAGAAGCACCAGAAUGAAAUACUAAGCAGUGCGGAAAAGUAUGAGGAUGGUGCAGGAUCCAUACCAGACCCUAGUCUACCUCUUGCUCAUCAGUUAGAGUUUGCUUUAGGUAAAAUCAAACAGCAUGCCCGUACCAUCUUGGACACACAGGCGACCUGCAAAAGUUUGGAUGAGAAGUUGAAAGAGAAAGAAGCAGCUCUGUGGAAGGCAGAACAGAACAUCGUGUCCAGGGAUAAAGUGAUCAAUGAACUGCGUAUUCGGCUCCCAGCUGCUGCCAACAGAGAACGCCUGCUGGCUGACCUUUCCAAGCAUGAAGAGGGCCAGUCAGACAAUAAGCCUGCUCUGAAGCUGGCUCAGCAGAUGAUCAAAGACCUCCAGGGUAGACUUGACAAGAAAGAGGAUGUGCUCAAGAAAUAUCAGAACCAGCUGGCUCAAGCCAGACAGGAUCAAGAGGAGAUGAUAAAGCGACACCAGGAGGAGCUGAGAAUGCUGCAUGAAAAGUUGGACUUGCAUGCGGACACCUCCCUAGACCACUUUAAACAGACAGCAAUGGAAUUGAUGAAGAAGCCCACACUCAAGGUGCCAACCACCAAGCAUCUGGAGCGUCUGGCUGAGUUGGAGCAGACAGUGGAUGAACAGGACAUUUCGCUCUCCUCCGUCACACAAAAUCUGAAUCUGACCACUGCUGAGCUGGAGCGACAGAAGGCCGCCAUGGAAACACAGGCCAAGAAACAUGCCGACAAGAUGUCAAAGCUGGAGGAGUAUCAUGCUUCCCAGGUGAAAGCUCUGACUGAAGAGAAUGAAGAUCAGAGAAGCCAGAUGGCCCACAUGGAGAAAGAGAUUAACUUCCUCCAAACUGAGCUGGCAGCCCUGAAGGAGGCCAACAUCCGCUCCCCCAGCAACACCAUGAAAAACCUGGUGGAACGACUGAAAGCACAGCUCACCCAGAAAGAGAAACAGCUUAAGGCUCUCAGUAAGGCUCUGUUGGAGCUGCGAGCAGAGAUGACAUCUGCUGCAGAGCAGCAAGUCAUAGCCAGCGCUGCGCAAAAAGAGGAGAGUCUCAAUGUACAGGUGUUGGUUGACAGACACACCAAAGACCUAAAGGUGCGGGUGCAAGAACUUAAUGAAGAACUUCAAGCUGCAAAGGAGUCUGCCAAAGCAGCCAGAGGCCGGGAGAACACCCUAAAAGAGGAAGUGGAUGGCCUGAACCAGGACCUCCAGAGGAGUCAAAAAACCCUGAGACGCCUGCAAGCUGAAAAGGAGGAGAGAGAGCAGGAAAUCCAGGAGCUCAACCAGCAAAUCAAGAGGCUCAGCAGCGCCCUUCAGAAUCAACCAGAACCAGAUGGGAAGAGACCAACCAUUGAGAAUAUGCAAAAGAAGAUCAGGAGGCUGGAGUCUGAUUUGGAGAAAAGAGCAGAAAUGAAAAAUGUUAAGGACGAUCAUGGAAAGAACAAAGACGAAAUUGUGCGUUGGGAGGAGGGUAAGAAAUGGCAGGUCAAGAUGGAAAAGGUGAAGAAUUCACUGAAGGAGAAGGAACGAGAGAAUGAAUCCCUGUCAAAACAGCUCAGCACUCUUAAAGACCUCUAUGCUAGACUGGAGCAAGAGAAGAGUGCACUGCAGAAGAAGCUGAAGGCUCGAGGUGUGACUGCCGAUCAGGUGGUGGGAGUGAGAUCCACUGAAAUGGAGAAGGAGAUGGAGGAGCUAAAGAAGAAGAACUCAGACCUGGAGAAACAGAUCCUCACCAUAAAACAGCACCAGGCUUUACCACGUGAUGACGCCAUGGAGAAUCUGACCCUGAGGAAUCGCUACCUGGAGGAGAGACUCCAUUCCUUAGAGAGCCAGGUAUCCAAAGAGCCUCCAUCAAGACCCUCUACUUCAGGACGAGACACUGGCACUCCCUCACAAAGAGAUCAGGACCUCCAAAAAGAAAACCUCAAGCUGGCCUCUGAGAACCUGGAGCUGCGAUUUCAGUUGGAGCAGACCAACAAAGACUUACCAAGACUCAAGAAUCAAGUUGCAGACCUUAAGGAGAUGUGCAGCGCGCUAAAAAAGGCAAAGGCAGAGGUGGAGAAAAGGCUGGCACAUAUACGUGGAGGAGCCGGUCACAGUGGUAAAACAGUACCUGAACUUGAAAAGACCAUUGGUUUGAUGAAGAAGGUGGUGGAGAGGGUGCAGAGGGAAAAUGAGUCACUAAAGAAAUCCAGCGCACCUCCAAAUCAAGACAACGUAGCUGCCUUGGAGCAAGAAAAUGAAAAACUAAAGGCUGACUUUGAGAAACUCAAGAGUCAAAGUGAAGCUGAGCUGAGUUCCAAACUUGAAUCUAAAACUAAAGGACUGGAGAAAAUAGUGAUGGAAAAUGAACGUCUACGCAAGGAGAUCAAAAGGGAAAUUGAAGCUGCAGAGAGGCUGAGAGUGACCAAGACAAGUCUGGAAGUUACCAUCGACAAGCUCGAGGCAGAGCUGGAAGAAACCAAGAUCAGGUUGAGGGCAGCUCUAUCCAGGCCCAUCACAGAGGGAGCAGACAGUAAGGCCUGGAAGGCAUCUGUGGUAACUAGAAUGUUUGAGAACAAGAUGAAGGAGCUGGAGAAGGAACUCUCCCAGAAGACCUCCAGUCUGUCUGAACUCAAACAACAACUGAAGGAGGUGAAUGAGCGAGAGGAGAGAGCUCAGAUAAGCAUCCGGCAACUUGAAGAUCAGGUUGAAAUGUUGAAAAAAUAUCCUACUGCUGCAAAGACAGAAGGAGGACUCACCAGGGAGUUCCAGGGAAUGAGAUUGGUUAACACUGAGCUGGAGAAGGAGAACACAGCACUGAAACAAAGUUUGAAGGAGUACAGUGAGCGAUAUGGAGAGACAUCUUCUAAACUAGAUCAAGGGAAGCUCAGACACCGUCUACAGGCAGCUGAAACAGAGAAUACUAAACUUCAAGCUGAGCUUAAAAAGCUCAAGAAAGAACUGGAGAGCUUUGACCCGACCUUUUUUGAAGAGAUUGAAGACUUAAAAUAUAACUAUAAUUUAGAGGUCAAGAAGAACAUUCUGCUGGAGGAACAGCUGAAGAAGGUGUGUGAUCAGUUUGGUGUAAAGGCUGAAAAGCCGGUCAGCUAACUCAGGGUUACUGUGCCUUUUAAUUCCGACUUAACCUACACCUGAAUGUACUUCAGUGGUUGUUGGUCUUUAAACGUGGAUAUUCUCAAACUUUUAAGGUGAUUUUCAAUUUAGAUCUCUAGAGCUGGAUCAGUCGGGCACCAAACGUUGACCAAAGAAUGUCUAAUCAGCGGAGACACAGACGUGGAAUUUCAGGGCCAAUAAUUAUAACCAAUAAGUAUCUGUUGGUGUGGACAAUAGCUAUAUGGUAACAGAUAAUAUUCAUCCUACAAAUGCAAACAUGUAAAGAGGACAAUAAAUAUGUAUUUUUAGAUUGAAAGGUUUAUUUUUUUCUAAUACAUAAAUAUUUACAGAGCCUUUACCUUUAGACAGUUUACCCGUUAAGAACUUUAGCUUCAUGUGUUACAUCAGAAAUAGGUUUAAACUAAACAUGUUUGUCGGUAUUUUUCUAAAUACGUUACUGAAAUCAGCAUCAUUUUGGUAAUUGUACUAAAACUCGGGUAUCGUAUCAGCACUAGUAUGUAAUGUUUCCAAACGAUGUCCAGCCCUAAAUAUCUCUGGAUCACAAACAAUUUCUACUAAGUACUAAGAUAUUCAAUAUUGAUAUAGCAGCACUGACCACUCAAGAGUUUUUAGGUAAUGCAGUUUGAAAUCUUGCACUCACAUUCCCUAAGCAAUGUCACUGGAAAUGGUAGGAUAAAAUAUCCCCUUUUCAGAACAGCCUAACAGUAAAGUGAUGUAGCUCCUCCAUUUUUUUCCCCACAUGGCAGCUGUUUUUUUUGGGGUUGUUUAUAGGUUGGACACAUAUUUAUUUCUUUACAUUUGUACAGUUUUGACACAUUGUGCUGAGGUAAAUUUUUUCAAUAAAACCGCUUUUGUACUAAUCAGACUGUUUUAUAAAAAACUGUUCAAUAAAAAAGGUGUAUAUACUCA
Molecule: messenger RNA, 8861 nt
Organism: Micropterus dolomieu (smallmouth bass)
Lineage: Eukaryota; Metazoa; Chordata; Actinopteri; Centrarchiformes; Centrarchidae
Gene: cep290
Product: centrosomal protein 290
Exons: 52
Coding region: 615-7928 (2437 amino acids)
Biological process (GO): kidney development; camera-type eye development
Source: RefSeq, a predicted model, not a curated record